AUGGCUAGCUGCGGUGAAUUUAUCAAAAAGCAAUUUCCUCUAAUAGACGAAGAGUUAAAAAAAUAUAUUGAAGACAUAUUAGACAACAGUGCCGGAGAAUUUGAAGAUACCGAGGAAGUGUAUGAGGCGGUCGGAGAAAUCUUCCAAGGAAUAUCCGAAAAAACAGAAGAUGAUAUCAGAGAAAUAUGUGAGCAACUGUUAAACAUGUUACAACCAGAGAAGUCUGCUAAUACAAAUGGACCUAGAAAAGUUUUGGAUGCACCAAUACAUUUGGCAUCAAUGGCAAAUCAUGUACAUGAAACAGAGGACCUCAAGAGUAUAUGGCUACAGACAAGAGAUGAUAGUUUUAAAGUAGAUGCUAGGAAGUUAGAGAAAGCGGAAGCUAAAUUGCAACAAAAACAGCAAAAGCAGAAAGAUGCAAAAGUCCCAAUCAAUAUCCCAGUUUUACAGACAGCUACAGCAUCCCAGGUUACUUCAAAGAAAGAUAGUAAGCUAGAAGCAAAAGGCACCAAUAGAACUCAAGACAUAAGGAUAGAAAACUUUGAUAUAGCAUAUGGGGAUAGAGUAUUAUUACAAGGUGCUGAUCUAGUUCUUGCGUGUGGAAGACGAUACGGCUUAGUUGGGCGUAACGGUUUAGGAAAAACAACAUUACUACGUAUGAUAGUUAGUAAACAGCUGAAGAUACCUUCGCAUAUCUCCAUAUUGCACGUGGAACAAGAGGUGACCGGUGACGAUACAAUAGCGUUACAGAGUGUUCUAGAAUGUGACAUGAUUAGGGAAAACCUAUUGAGGAGGGAGAAGGAAAUCACAGCGGCUAUCAAUAACGGAUCAGCAGACCCAAAUCUGUCGACAGAGCUGAGCGAGGUUUAUGCACAGUUGGAGAAUAUAGAAGCGGACAAGGCGCCCGCGCGUGCCUCCAUCAUACUUAGCGGUUUAGGGUUCUCACCUGAGAUGCAGGCAAGGGCCACGAGGACGUUCUCUGGUGGCUGGAGGAUGAGGCUGGCACUUGCGAGGGCGUUGUUUUCAAAACCAGACCUCCUACUACUCGACGAGCCCACAAACAUGUUGGACAUCAAAGCCAUUAUUUGGUUAGAGAAUUAUCUGCAGAAUUGGCCCACUACGCUGCUUGUGGUGUCCCACGACCGCAACUUCCUUGAUACUGUGCCCACGGACAUAAUGCAUUUACACACGCAACGGCUCGACACGUACAGAGGAAAUUACGAACAGUUCCAUAAAACCAAGACGGAAAAGCUUAAGAACCAGCAGCGUGAGUACGAGGCACAACAACAGCACCGUGCGCAUACGCAGGAGUUCAUAGACCGCUUCCGCUACAACGCCAACCGCGCCUCUUCCGUGCAGAGCAAGAUCAAAAUGCUGGAGAAGCUACCAGAGCUGAAACCUAUUGAGAAAGAAGUAGACGUGGUCCUCCGGUUUCCAGAGACAGAACCACUUUCCCCACCUAUACUACAAUUGAACGAAGUUGGGUUCUACUAUUCAAAAGACAAGGUCAUAUUCUCGAAUGUUAAUCUAGGAGCCACAUUAGAAUCCAGAAUAUGUAUAGUUGGUGACAAUGGUGCCGGAAAAACUACGUUAUUAAAGAUCAUAAUGGGCAUCCUCUCGCCCAGUAGUGGGAUCCGCAGCGUGCAUCGCGGUCUCAAGUUCGGCUACUUCUCCCAGCAUCACGUAGAUCAGCUUGAGAUGAACGUCAAUUCCGUUGAGCUGCUACAGAAAAGUUAUCCAGGCAAAAGCAUAGAAGAAUACAGAAGACAGUUGGGAAGUUUCGGCGUGAGUGGCGACCUAGCAUUGCAAACCGUCGCCAGUUUGUCCGGGGGUCAGAAGUCUAGGGUAGCGUUCGCGCGAAUGUGUAUGGGCAAUCCCAACUUCCUCGUGCUUGACGAACCUACUAACCAUUUGGACAUAGAAACCAUAGAGGCGUUGGGCAAAGGCAUCAAUAAGUACACGGGUGGAGUUAUUCUGGUAUCCCACGACGAAAGGUUAAUACGAAUGGUGUGCAAAGAACUGUGGGUGUGCGGCGGAGGGUCUGUAGCUAGUAUAGAGGGUGGAUUCGAUGAGUACCGCAAGAUAGUUGAGAGAGAGCUCGAGGCACAGAAUAAAUAGGAAAAUUAAAAUACACGUCGGGAAAUGAUCGUAAAGUCAGCCAUCUUUAAUAGCACCUAGAUUAACCAUUUAUUCAGGCUGUUGAAUUUAUUUAAGCUUGAGUUAAUCAUAUAAACUCAUAACCGACCCACUACAGGGCACAGAUCUCCUUCCACUAGGAGAAGGGUUUAGGCUGUAGUCCACCACGCUGGUCCAGUGCGGAUUACUGGACUCCAUACGCCUUUGAGAAUAUGGAGAACGCCUGC
Pararge aegeria (speckled wood butterfly) is the source of this 2363-nucleotide messenger RNA. Its product is annotated as ATP-binding cassette sub-family F member 3. The record is from RefSeq and is a predicted model, not a curated record. The coding region runs from base 1 to 2118 and encodes 705 amino acids. Gene Ontology annotation, molecular function: ATP binding; ATP hydrolysis activity. The transcript has 12 exons. Lineage: Eukaryota; Metazoa; Arthropoda; Insecta; Lepidoptera; Nymphalidae.